AUGAGCAACACCGAACCUCUUACCGAGGCUGAAAAGGAGGCCUGCAUCUGCCUUUCGACUCUUUUCCUCGAUUCCGAAAUGACGUCAGCCAAAAUUGCCACCAUGGCGCAAUCGCUGCAUCGUCUUCGCCUCCCCGUCCAGCAGCUCGAUAACAUGCUCCGCCAUGAGCUGUUCCCAAUUCUGUACCCGAAUUUGAUCAACCCUGCAGGUGUCUGGGACGGCUUCGAUGAGACCGAUCUCAUUGCCCGCGUCAAUGAUCGCCGCGCACAUCCGCAGAAUCUCCUGCAGACGUUGGGCAACAACGUAGCCUGGGUCAUGCUGCGUUCUUCUGUCAUGUCCUCCUGGGCUCGCGUGAGAGAGACGCUGGGCCAACUAGACCGGGACACAUCUCCGAAACGUCCCUGCUCCUUGGCACUUGACAGGUCUUCUACACGGUGA
Metarhizium acridum CQMa 102 is the source of this 438-nucleotide messenger RNA. NCBI's taxonomy places the organism in Eukaryota, Fungi, Ascomycota, Sordariomycetes, Hypocreales, Clavicipitaceae. The record is from RefSeq and is a predicted model, not a curated record.